ACAGUGGUUUGUUGCUUGCGAGUCACGGUCGCAGCAGUGGUGGUCCGAAAACGUUGUAAAAGUUGUUAAUCUAGAACGAACUUCGCAAUUGUUGUUGCAUUCGGUAACUCCAAAACGUUAUAAAAAUUGUUAGUCUUGUAAAUGUGUCGCGCAGGUUGAAAACGUCUUCGAGAAACUGCAUUUGUAUACAGUGAGUGAGUGUGCAGGUGUUGUUGUCUCUGUCAGACGUACCUUUGACUUGAGUUGCUGUGCGAGCGAAACAACAACAAACAAGUUACAAGCUUAAUUCGCUGCUUCAGGUUGAUUGACUGUUCGCACGUGUCAAUUAACCCAAUAUACUCAUUUAUUGUUGUUGUGUGUAAACCGACGCAAUUCCUUCAUCACUAAAUGCAAAACUGGAGUUGUUAGACUCCAGCAGCAACGACGACACCAUUCACUCCACCAACUUGAAUAGAAAACUUAUCAAAAUUAAGAAGUUUAAGCUGGACGAUAUGAAGGAAAUGGUGGGCGGCUGUUGUGUUUGUUCGGACGAGCGGGGGUGGCCGGAGAACCCGCUCGUCUACUGUGACGGCCAAAACUGCACCGUUGCGGUGCAUCAGGCAUGCUAUGGCAUCGUUACCGUCCCCACUGGACCAUGGUAUUGUCGCAAAUGCGAGUCUCAGGAGCGCACAUCCCGUGUACGCUGUGAGAUUUGCCCCUCGCGAGAUGGUGCCCUCAAAAAGACGGAUACCAGCGGUUGGGCCCAUGUGGUUUGUGCCCUGUACAUACCCGAGAUACGAUUUGGUAAUGUGACCACCAUGGAGCCCAUUAUACUGACAUUAAUACCGCAGGAACGCUACUCGAAGACUUGUUAUAUUUGCCUGGAGAUUGGGAAGCCAAAUCGUGCCAAUGUCGGUGCUUGUAUGCAGUGUAACAAGGCCAAUUGCAAGCAGCAAUUCCAUGUGACCUGCGCCCAAAGCUUGGGACUACUCUGCGAGGAGGCUGGCAACUACUUGGAUAAUGUCAAGUACUGCGGUUACUGUCAGCAUCAUUAUAGUAAAUUGAAAAAGGGCGGAAACGUCAAAACCAUACCACCCUACAAACCCGUACAACAUGACACCUCCUCCGAUUCGUGCUCGUCUCCCGAGAAGGAAAUCGAUUCGACUAUGAACUCAGCAUCCACCUCAGCGACAAGCAUCAAAAUCACAAGCAGCACACUGGCUGCAAGCUCUACAACCAUUUCAAGCGGCGGUGGCGGCGGCAACGUUUCAUCCUCAUCCAAGCAACGAAAGUCAAAUGCAUCCGGGAAAUCUUCGUUGUCAUCAGGCAGCAAUUCGGCGACGUCAACGGUUCUGCCAAAUCCCAUGAGCUCCUCUAAUGCUGGAGUUGCUGGGAGUACGUCAACUGCCGGCAGUUUUCCACCCGGCAGCAGCAGCAGCGGCUCCAGCAGCAACAACAAUAAUGUCGUCAGCAAUAGCUUAACUAGCAAUAUCAGCAGUAAUGUUGCAUCCACGCAUGCCAGCAGCGCUGGCAAUAACACUGGCAGUGGCAAUACAAUCAACAGCAGCACGGUACCUGGCUCUGGAAGUGGAAGCGGUACAAUGGGACCCAGCAAUUCAAGCACCAAGUCAUCAGCCAGCAGCUCGAGUGGCAGCUAUAAGGAUAAACAUAGUAAAAACAUUGGAAAGCAGUCGAGCUCUGGUUCUAGCAAGGACAAGGAUAAGGAUGGUGGCAGCAAUUCAUCGAACAAUAGUUUUUCUCACUCAUCAGCCUCAUCGUCGUCCUCCUCAUCCUCGUCGUCGCGAGAGAAAUCCUCAAAGUCAUCCAAAAACAAGGAAAGCUCUAAAGAAGCCGCCGCAGCCACAAGCAGCAGCAGCAACAACAACAACAAUAUUGCUACAAGCAGCAGCAAUAUGCCCAGCGCCUCCAGUAUGCCGGCCAACAGCACCUCCAAUUCGCAUCCCAGCGCAGUGCCACAUGUGUCUAGCAGUGGCAGCAGCAGCGGCAUAUCUGCUGCCUUAUUGGGGGAGCACAGUAAUCAUGCCCAGAACCUGAGCACAUCGGCUCCGACAAGUUCAGCGGGCGGUGCUUUGGGGAAACUGCAAUUGGCGAGCAAUUUGGGCGGCGGUUUUGGAACUGAGUUGCAUGCCUCAAGCAGUAGCAGCAGCAGCCACGUCUUAAAGGAUUCAUCGGCUGUAUUUCCGGGAAAUAGCAAUGCAAGUAAUUUAGAUAGCUUGUCGGGCGCAGGUUCGUCCACAAACAACAGCGGCAAUGUGUUGGGCCCAAGUGGCAUCAGCAGCAAUACUUCAACCAAUUUAAGUAGCAGCAGCAAGUCAACUCUGUCUGUGGCAACUGCAUCAUCGACAACAUCAUCCAGUCAACCAUUAACAUCGGGCAGCUCGUCGGCUUCCAAGAAACGCAAAGCGGACACGGCCAAAUCAAUUAGCAGCAGCAUUAACUUGGAUGAUCACAAUAGCUCAUUUCGGGAUAUUAUUAAGGAUGUGCACGUGACGUUGACGCCGCUAACUGAUUUCGAGAAGGAAAUUGAAAAGAGCUCGAAACGGCAACGAACAGAGUUGAGUCCACCCACCCACCAAACAUCUGCCACCGCUGAGGUGAAUGCAACAUUAGCGAGUGCAACAACAGCAACGAUAGCAGCGAGCGGGACAGCGAUAGCGGCAACCACAGCGAGCACAGCAGCAACUACCUCAACGAGCAGUUCAACGGCAGGUGGAGGAGGUGCAUCCGUUGGUGGUUAUGUAAAAGCGGAGUCAAGUAAAGCGAGUAGCAGCAGUAGCAGCAGCAACAGCAAACAUGGCAACAACAACAGCAGCAGCAACAGCAGCAAGGACAACAGCAGCAACAGUGCAACAAGUGGUGGAGGUGCUGCUGCCACCAGCAGCAGCAACAGCAGUAGCGCUGGUGCCCCCAGUUUGUAUGUCUCGGUGCCGUUGUCCACCGCCAAUGUACCUGGUAUCAAUUUGCCCAACAGCAGCAGCAACAACAGCGGGAGUGAAACGCACGCUUCAACACAACAGCAAUCACAAUCCGCACAAUCGCCACUGACAGCAGGUGGAGUGGGAGGAGCAUAUGCAGCUGCCACGGGAGGAAGCAGCAGCAGCAGCUCAGGUGGAUCCUCUGCCUCUGUUAUCCAGCAUCAGAGUGGGAAAUCAUCGCCUGCAUUGGGUGCUCUGGUCAGCAGUAAUGCUGGUGGCAACACUGGCAACCUGACGGCCACCACAACAGAGAGUGGCAACUUGAAGAUCAGCUUUGAGAAGCAAACGACACGUGUACAGCAGCUGCAGGAGCAAGAGGCGUCUCCAGCGCGUCGCAGCAGAACUCCUGAUCUCAAUUUGGCGAGCACAACAAACAGCACGGCAACAACAGCAGCAACAACAGCAGCAACAACAACUAGCAGCAGCAGCAAUAGUCUCUUAAACCUCAAUCUGGGCAGCAGCAACACCAACAACAACACCUGUAGCAGCAACAAUGGCGGCCUCAAGUUCACCUACGAGUCACAAUUGGAUGUGCCCAUGUUGCCGGUUAGCGCCAUUAAAGAUUCACCACCAAGUUCACCUGGCUCCGAAAUCGGUGGCAAUCUGCAUUCAAAUCUGGCAGCAACAAUGAAUGUUGCUCCCGUCGCUGCCAGCAGCAAUUUGCGUAAACGCGGACGCAAGGCCAAAGAUGCAACACUGGCAGCGGCAGCAGCAGCAGCGACAGCAACAGUGGCAGCUGUUGCCACAGCAGCAGUUGCAACAGUUGAUCUCAAAGAUGUGCGCAUACUGCAGAAUGGUGUUGGUGGCGCUGGUGGUGCUGGUGCUGCAGCCAGUGCACCACCGGUUAGUGCCCCCACACCGCCAGCCACGCCCUCCACCAGCGUCUUGAGCAGCACCAGCAGCAGUGGCUCCAGUUCCGGCUCCAGCUCAAUUAUUGCCCACACGGCGACACAUAUGCUCGGCAAUCAUGUGAAUCCCAGCAGCAGUGUGGCACAGAAACUGUCGGAGCAACUGCACAUGGAGGUGCAGGAUCAUGCCAUCUACACGCCCGACUCCAUGUCCUCACAGUUUGCUGGCGUUCCAUUUCCCGGCAAGCAGCGCAAUUCGAGUGCGGCAGCUGCGAGCAACGCAACGCCAGCUCCUAAUCCGCUGCAAUCGAUGUUUGGUGGCGGGGGAAUCAAUGGCAACAUGCCCAUACCUCAAAGUCUGGAGCAGCUGCUGGAACGUCAGUGGGAGCAGGGAUCACAGUUUCUCAUGGAGCAGGCGCAGCAUUUUGACAUUGCCUCGCUGCUGAACUGUCUGCAUCAGCUGCAGAGCGAGAAUUUGCGUCUGGAGGAGCAUGUGACCAGUUUAAUUGCACGUCGCGAUCAUCUGUUGGCUGUUAACGCUCGUCUGCAAAUUCCGCUCAAUAAUGCGAUUAACAGUGCCAAAGCCGAGGCGCAUGUUUCCAGCAAUAGCAGCAGCAACAACAACAUCAGCAGUGCAAAUGCUCUCAAUGCAGCCACAACAAUUGCAGCCGCCGUUUCGUUGGCAACAACCGCUAUAAACACAACAACACCAACAAUGGCCAACAGUCGGGCUAGCAGCGCGAACAGCGUGCUGGACUAUCGCGGCAACACCAACAGCAGCAGCAACAACAACAACAACAAUAAUAUUAGCAACAAUGCCGCAUCAUCAAAUUCGAACGCAACCACAUCGACAACGUCAACACCAAUGUCAUCGGUUGGCAGCCUUGCAAUGGGAAAUGCAGCCAACUUGGGCUUAAGGUGA
Drosophila innubila is the source of this 4745-nucleotide messenger RNA. It is a transcript of the gene Alh, whose product is annotated as protein AF-10. Gene Ontology annotation, molecular function: histone binding; nucleosome binding. Gene Ontology annotation, biological process: regulation of transcription by RNA polymerase II. Lineage: Eukaryota; Metazoa; Arthropoda; Insecta; Diptera; Drosophilidae. The transcript has 12 exons. The record is from RefSeq and is a predicted model, not a curated record. The coding region runs from base 492 to 4745 and encodes 1417 amino acids. Gene Ontology annotation, cellular component: nucleus.